AUGUCCAAAUCACCCGCCCGCGCUUUCAUGAGAGUUUCUAGACGCCAGUCUUUUCUCAUGCUUUCUACAGCUUGUGCGGAGUGCCGAAAUACACUCAAUGCUGGCGCCGGUCAGACGCGGGCAUCUUCGUCCAACUCGAGAUGGAAGAUGAGGCAGGGCAAGGAUAUUUUCGCGCGCGAGGCCAAGGUCCAGGGUCUCAAAAGCAGGGCGGCGUUUAAACUUCUAGAGAUGGAUUCAAAGUACAGAAUUUUCCGCAGGGGACAGACAGUAGUGGACCUGGGAUAUGCUCCCGGGAGCUGGUCGCAGGUCGCCGCCGACCGGACGAAACCCCACGGACAGGUUUUGGGAAUCGACAUCAUCCCGGCCCAGCCACCAAAGGGUGUCUCGACGAUCCAGGGUAACUUCCUCUCGCCUGAUGUCCAGGAGAUGGUGAAGGAUUACCUCAUCCGGCACAAGAAAGGCCGUCCGGCCCGGCCACCAGCCUCGACGACCUCAUCCGAGGGAGAGGAGAGCAUAGGCACAGACGAGUCCGCCAUUAUCGAGGACCAGCCGAGCUAUAUUGACAUGGAGAGGGCGGGUUCAGAAACGCCCGACAAGUCCGAGUGUGUUGCUGAGACAACGAAGCCAAAGGAUGGUCGGUUGGUUGAUAUUGUAUUGAGUGACAUGUCAGCACCUUGGGACCAGACCACCGGGUUUGGAGUGAACAGUCUUAGUAAUCCCUAUCAUAGGAUGAUGAACACGAGCGGCAUGGCCUUUCGAGAUCACGCCGGUAGCAUGGACCUUUGCAUGGCCGCGCUCCAAUUUGCCAACGAUACGCUAAAGAACGGCGGCCACUUUGUUUGCAAAUUCUAUCAGGGCUCCGAGGACAAGGCGCUCGAGAUGAAGUUGAAGGCCCUUUUUGCGAAGGUGUUCCGCGAGAAGCCCGAGUCGUCUCGUAGCGAUUCGAAAGAGGCGUACUUUGUGGCUCUUAGGAGGAAAGUGUAG
This is a messenger RNA of Colletotrichum siamense, 984 nucleotides long. Its product is annotated as rRNA methyltransferase 2. Gene Ontology annotation, cellular component: mitochondrion. The record is from RefSeq and is a predicted model, not a curated record. Gene Ontology annotation, molecular function: rRNA (uridine-2'-O-ribose)-methyltransferase activity. Lineage: Eukaryota; Fungi; Ascomycota; Sordariomycetes; Glomerellales; Glomerellaceae. The coding region runs from base 1 to 984 and encodes 327 amino acids. The transcript is spliced from 8 exons. Gene Ontology annotation, biological process: RNA methylation.